AGAAGAAGAAGAAGAAGAAGAAGAAGAUGCAGUUCUUUGGAGGGGCGGAGAUGAUAAGCCCAUCGGCUCCAGGAGGGGGAAGCGGGGUUGGGGUGGGAGGGAAUAAGGCACACAUGAUGUACGUAUUCAACAGGAAUGGGGUAUGCCUGCUUUACAGGGAGUGGAACAGAUCCCUCAAGACCCUCAACCCACAGCAGGACCACAAGCUCAUGUUUGGCCUUCUCUUCUCUCUCAAAUCCUUCACCUCCAAGAUGGAUCCCACCUGCGUUGAUAAAGGGAACCUUGGGGUUCCCCAGUUACCGGGUCAAGGCUGUUCCUUUCAUAGCUUUCGUACCAACACAUACAAGUUAAGUUUCAUGGAAAGUCCGUCCGGAAUAAAGAUUAUCUUGGUCACUCAUCCCAAGACUGGGGAUCUUCGGGAGUCCUUGAAGUACAUAUACAACAUAUACGUUGAGUACGUUGUUAAGAAUCCUCUCUAUGCUCCUGGGACUCCAAUCAGGUGUGAGCUGUUCAAUACAACUCUUGACCAAUACGUGAAAAAUUUGGUUUAGCAUAUGAGUAACCUUUAGAGAAGAAGCUGUUCCUACUGUUCUGUCUUCUAUCCCUCACAUGAGAAGCCAAGUACACCAGUGGAUUUGGAUGGGUUGCUUUGUGGGCUACUUCUAUCAAUUUCCUUUUAGAGAUUGAGAUGCUUGGAGAUCUGUUGCAGCUCCUAUGUUCUAUUCCCAUCCCUUUGAACCUCUCCACAUGAAGCACACACUUAAGUGCUUCCUUUGUGGCAACAGGGCAAUCAGAGUCUUGGCCAAACACAUAAUUUUGUAUGUCCAUGGUGAGGGAUGUCAUAUUCUCUAAUUGUAGUUGCUGUAACGAUGAGUUAUAUUGCAGAUCUGACAUGAACAUGACAAUAUAAAAAUAUGCUUUUAAAAUUCGUCUUGAGCUUGGUCAUGAAACUUCCAUUGGCAGCUUUCAAUAUGAAAAAUAUGCAUCAAAAUAUAAUUGUUUCACAGGGGAACCCACACUGAUGGUAAAGAAUUACAAAAUUUUGUUGCUGUUUCAUUUCUCUUGUAUGGUUGCAAUCCAGUAUUA
Molecule: messenger RNA, 1086 nt
Organism: Magnolia sinica
Lineage: Eukaryota; Viridiplantae; Streptophyta; Magnoliopsida; Magnoliales; Magnoliaceae
Exons: 5
Coding region: 27-551 (174 amino acids)
Biological process (GO): endoplasmic reticulum to Golgi vesicle-mediated transport
Cellular component (GO): TRAPP complex
Source: RefSeq, a predicted model, not a curated record